UUCUGUGAAUAGAACUGGAGUAUUAUCAUCCUGGGCUAGUUAUGGAGCGGAUGUGUGGCUACUGCCAAUCUACUGCCACCCACUGCUCAGUGUGCAGAUACAGAUGCUCAGAUCUUCCCGUGGACAGUCAGAGUAACGCAUGAACGGGAUUCCUAGAGCAACGGUUUGCUUUCAGUGAAAGAGAGAACCAAGCGGUCACGCUCUGGUCAGCUGGCAAUCUGAGCAACAGCACUGACCAGAAUGGAGAAGGAGCGAAAAUGUGUGAAACAGUACGGGUCUGUGGAGAGAGCCGAGCCAGCCAAGGACGCAGCCAGAACAGAUGAUGAGGACAUUGUUUCCAUGGCCGACUCGACCAUCACUGUGGACGACAUUGAAGGGGAGCUGUUCAAAAUCGAGCGGAUACGGGAUGUGCUGGUGCGGAGAGAGUCUGAGCUGAGAUACAUGAUGGAUGAUAUUCAGCUAUGUAAAGAGAUCACCAGGCUUAAAAAAGAACUCCAGAAACUGGUCUCAAUCCCAGAUAAGGACAAAUCCAAUGAGGACAGGCAGAGAGAGGAUGAGCUAUUGCAGCAGAUCCAUAAACUAGUGGAGACACGGGACUUUCUGGUGGACGAUGUGGAGUUCGAGAGACUGAGAGAGAAAGAAGAGGACAAAGAGAUGGCGGAGUUCUUACGGGCAAAAUUUCCUGCAAGCUCCACCAAAAAAACUUCCUAUCAAGACAGAAGGAUGACCUCCAGGGCUCAGCAGACCUCCUCUCCAUUUGUGACCAAGACUGGCCUCACCCUGCUUAAAGAAUGCUGUGGUUUUACCUGUUCCAUCAUGUAAACCGAGAAAUAGAAAGAGAAAGAGAGAGAGUGAGACUGAUGGGGGAGAAACUGAGAGAGGGAGAAGUGCAGAAGAAGACUUACAGGGAGUGAAAUUGUGAACCAACAGACCUACAACAGAAGUACAGAGGCAGAAAAUAGUGUGGGUCUAUGAUGAAGUUCAGACAGGCAGCCAAGAGGCCUUUUACAUGACAAUAUCUUUCUAUUUUAAGGACAUAAGACUACUCUUUGAACUCAUUAUUGAUGUGCAGAUUGCAACAAUGAGAUAAACAUUAUGCAAAUUGGUGCUUGUUAAGUCACUGUAAUUAGGCAGUAGUAUGUGUCUGUGUUUCUCCUAUUAAGAAGUGUUAGAGGCCAAAGUUAAGCAAUCCCAAGAGCAGUUCCUCUAAAACCCUCGACUAAGCAGUUGCUUAAACUUUUAACAGUACUUUUUCACUGUUGUCUGAGUAAAAUGUGGAAAAAUGCUAAUUAGAAAAGCUGUUAGCAUCACUAUAUUUUUAGUUUGCCAGUGCUAAGCCAACUCUGGUAGCCUUACAAUGUUCUGAAAUCCAGUUACAGUAACUGCCGUCUUUGAAUAUAGCCCCAUUUCAACCCUGCUAGGACUAUGAAUAUGUCCUUGGGCCUGACACUUACCAGCCAGAGUGAAUAAGAGGGAGAGAGUGGUGGGACAGGAGGAGGAGGGGGAAGAAGAAGAAAGAGAUCACUUUAGAAGCCCACCAAGUAGGAUUAAAAGGAACACAUGUACUGGCUAGAUAAAAGGGAAUUUAAUGUCAUAUUUAUGUCAUGUUUUCUCUGUUCCUGUGCUUUCCUAUGUGAUGGUGUAAAGUCCAACUUGAAUGCAGCUUGCUUUAAUGUUAAUGGCAUUCUGAUUUGAAUGCAGAGUACAGGCAUGCCUUUUUUUUCAUAGCAACUGUGGGAAGGCUGAAAACAUUUUACAGAACCUUGACAAAAUAGCAUUCAACCUGUUGAGAAACUGUCUGUGCCCCUACAGUGUUUGUUAAGAGUUGCCACACUCAUAAAAAAAGAUGAGUCUUCAAGGGUUCUAUAGUAAAGGGAAUGGUUAUAUUUAACGCCAUUAGUUGGCUGGGGCAGUUAUGGGAUGUAGGUUAGUGAACCAGCCUUGUGACCAGAAGGUCACUGGUUUGAUCCCUAGAGCUGACAGUACAUGACUGAGGUGCCCUUGAACAAGGUACGUGCUGCGGGUAGGGCUGCCCACCCUUUUUCAUGCUAUAUAGAACCAUUUUCAAAAAGGCUAUAUAUAGAAUCAUACACAACACAUUCUCCAUCAAUCUGAAGAUCCUUUUCACGUCGCAAAGAACCCAUUAAGCAUUAAGUUGUUCUACAUAUAGAACCAUAUAGAACCUUUACCUAAAGAACCAUCUUUUUAAGAGUGUACUUAACAUAGUAUAGUGCCCUCCACAAAUAUUGGUAAAUUGGCUGUAAAACAAUUAUCCUUUUGCUCUUUCAUUGAAAAUAUGACCAAAAACCUAUUAUUUAAAAUACAAUGUUUGAAAUAAAAAUAAAUAAAUCUUAUAAUGAAAUAAAUAUUGUUCUCAAAUCUAUGUGUGCCACAAUAAUUGGCACUUAGUAGCGUUUUCUAUCUAAAUAACGUAUGUUCCCAUAUUCAUAUGUUUUAAAAUUCAUUUGAGCUACUGGAGCACUUAAGUGCUCAGCUUAAGUGCUCAGCUUAAGUGCUCAGCUAUGUUUCAGUGGAGUAUAAAUAUGAGGUGACACACAAGCCAAAUUCCCUCAGUUAUUCAUCAUUAUACAAAAGACCAGAGAAAACAGCAAUGAUGUGCAACAAACAUUUGUUAACCUCAACAGAAAUCAGGAGAUCACUACAAGACAACAGUUAUCAGAACGAUAAUUAAGAAGUUUAAAUAACUGGAGAUGUUAAGAAUCUGCUAGAAAGAUAUCGUAAGAUAUCGAAGACGUAUAUCUAUAGUGACUCCAAGCACAAUGAGGAGGCUGGUUUGAGUGACCAAAAAAAUUUCCACAGAUCACAGUUGGGGAAUUGCAGACAUUAGGUAGGUCUUGGCGUCAGAACAUCUCCCAGACUACAACCAGACGCCACCUCCAUAACAACAAUUUGUUUGGGAGGGGUUGCCAGAAAAAAGCCUCUGAGACCAAAAUAGAGCUUUCUGCCAGCAAACACCAGAGGUGGGUUUGACAGAUAGCUCCAAUCCUCUGACCUAAACCCCAGAGAAAACCUGUGGGAUAAACUGAAAAGAAGAGUUCACAACUCUGGACCUCAGAAUCUGAAAAAUCUGGAGAGACUGUACAAUGGAAUGGUCACAGUGUUCUCCAGUCUCAGGAGAAGACUCAAAGCUGUUAUCUUUGCCAAAGAAUGUAAAACAUAUUAAAUUAAGAAGUGCCAACAAGUGUGCCACACACAGAUUUGAGAAAAUGAUUUAUUCCAUGACUUCAUUAUUAAUGUUUUAUCAGGUGCAUCAAUAUUGUGGAGGGCACUGUACGUUUCCAGUUUUAAUGUUACACCACCACGCCAGACUGACGUUUUAACCCCUUAAAUGGUUAGGGCCCUCCAGUGGACCCAAAGUUUUAUUACACACUUCUAUAACUUAAGAAUAGCUCAGCCAGUUUGCACUGAAGUUCCUGUAGUCAUUGAAUAAUAUGCCUUAGUAUGUAAUAAGCCUGAGAUUUUAAGCCACAACUAAUUUAAACUAGGUAUAUUGCAAAUAACUUGUGUUGCAUGAAAACUACUACAAAGUAACACUAAUUUGACUACUUUGUACUAUAAUGAGGUAGAAUAAGAAUUGCUUGCAUUACUUGUACAUAUCUAAAAGCAGAGGAAAACUCUCAGGGCCUUCAGAGGCCUAAUAUUUACUGAGAAGUGAAAAAUGACGUUUGUAAGUUUGAGCUCAGUUUUAUUUAGUAGAAUAUUUGUAUUUAAAUUCUGCAAGUAUUACAGUACUACUUGUUUCAUUGUUAAGUGUAGGCUGGAAACAAAAAGGUUAGAGACUAUAAAUGCCCUGCGAAAAAAUAGGUUCAUUUGGAAUAGAUAAAUAUAUGGAAGAAAGCUCUCUUGUUGGUUAGGACUAUGAAAGCUGUUAACCCCAAUGGUGCAAAAGACAAUAAGGAAAUUGCUACGCAGUCUUUUGAGAGUUUGAUUAUGCAAAAAGAAAUAAUCCUAACAAUGCUAUCAUUUGACAUUAAUAAUGCCCUCUACUUCUAUAUUUUGACAGUUGUUGAGUUGUAUACUACAAUGUGGUUGAAAGGGAUUUUUGCCAUUGUUCUGUAAUGCUUGUCCAAUGUCACAACAAUUGCUAUGAAAAGACAGAUUUGUGGGCAUUGAUGAAUCAAUUCAUCCUUAAGCUGCAUUUUAAAUAGUGCCAUGCCAAUUUGGAGAUGUUUGUUAUAAAUUAUGAAUACAUUAAGCCUCUAUUUUACCUCUGGGUGUUGAGAUCCACUGAUUCACUGUGGCUUGUUCCAGUAUUGUGUGCUGCCUUUCUGCUGCAACACUUUUGACGUGAAAUCUAAUGUAUAUGAAAAGAGAGAACAGCAUUUGUGUGACAGAAGAGAAGAAUGAUCUGUCAUCAAUCUGUUUAUCAAUGUAGUUUGUGAAGUCUGACACUACUGAUGGUCAUAUGAGUGAUUCUAAAUGAAGCCGAAUUUUUCAGUAAAUGAAGACUUGAAUAACCA
This is a messenger RNA of Pygocentrus nattereri (red-bellied piranha), 4481 nucleotides long. RefSeq lists its product as uncharacterized. The transcript is spliced from 7 exons. Bases 241 to 822 code for a protein of 193 amino acids. Lineage: Eukaryota; Metazoa; Chordata; Actinopteri; Characiformes; Serrasalmidae. The record is from RefSeq and is a predicted model, not a curated record.